AUAAUGAGACAGGAAGGUGGCAAAGGAAGGAGCCAUUUGCAUGACAAUAAUUGAGCCAAGAAUAGAAAGCCACAGGGAUACAAGGGUGAGGCUGGCAGCUGAGCUGGGCUAAACCUCACAAAUCAGACUACCCAGCUCUGCUCUGCAGGAGAAGGGAGGCUGAGCCCUGGGCCAGGCUUGGCAGGGCGGGAAUGGGGAGGACACGGCCCCAGGGCAUUGUGGGAACACUGGCCAGGCUGGACUUUGCUUUUAUCCUCGUCCUUCAGCCGGGAGGUUGCCUUUGCUUGCCUUUGCCUUUGAGGCUCUGUGGCUGUGGCGUGAGUGGGCAUCAUGGCAGCUCAGAAAGAUCUCUAUGACGCCAUUGUGAUUGGGGCAGGCAUCCAGGGCUGCUUCACUGCAUACCACCUGGCCAAACACAGGAAGAGGGUCCUGCUGCUGGAGCAGUUCUUUCUACCACAUUCCCGAGGAAGCUCCCAUGGACAAAGCCGGAUAAUCCGAAAGGCAUACCUGCAAGACUUUUACACCAGGAUGAUGCAUGAGUGCUAUCAGAUAUGGGCCCAACUGGAGCAAGAGGCUGGAACCCAACUGCACAGGCAGACCGGACUACUGCUUCUGGGAAUGAAGGAGAAUCAAGAAUUAAAGACAAUCCAGGCCAUUCUGUCUAGGGAGGGGGUGGAACACCAGUGUCUUUCAUCUGAGGAACUGAAGCAACAUUUCCCAGAUAUCCGGUUGACCACGGGAGAAGUGGGGCUCUUGGACAAGUUCGGAGGAGUUCUUUAUGCAGACAAGGCUCUCAGAGCCCUGCAGGAUGUGGUUGCACAGCUAGGAGGCAGAGUGUGUGACGGACAGAAGGUGGUGGAGAUAAACCCAGGACUACCAGUCACGGUGAAAACCACCUCCAGGAGCUACCGAGCUAAGAGCUUGGUCAUCACAGCAGGUCCUUGGACCAACCAGCUCCUCCGUCCCCUGGGCAUUGAGCUGCCUCUUCAGACCCUGCGGGUCAACGUGUAUUACUGGCGACAGAUGGUUCCUAGGAGCUAUGGUGUGUCCCAGGCCUUUCCGUGCUUCCUGGUGCUGGGCCUGAGUUCCCACCACAUCUAUGGACUGCCCGCAGGAGAGUACCCAGAGCUGAUGAAGGUCAGCUAUCACCACGGCAACCAUGCAGACCCUGAGGAGCGGGACCGCCCCACAGCACGCGCAGACAGCCAAGACAUCGAGAUCCUGAAACGCUUUGUCAGAGAUUACUUACCUGACCUGAAGCCCGAACCUGCCAUCAUCGAGCACUGCAUGUACACGAACACCCCUGAUGAGGACUUCAUUCUCGAUCACCACCCAAAGUAUGACAACAUUGUCAUUGGUGCUGGAUUCUCUGGGCACGGGUUCAAGCUGGCCCCUGUGGUGGGGAAGAUCCUGUAUGAAUUAAGCAUGAAAUUAACACCAUCUUAUGACCUGGCACCUUUUCGAAUCAGUCGUUUCCCAAGCCUGGGCAAAGCCCAUCUUUGACCUCUGGUGAGAAGCCUCCCUUCUGUGCACAGGAGCCGAUUUCACAGACGGAGAUGUCUCAGAUGAAGGGAGUGUCCCUGUGAUGUCACCCGUUUCUUCUGCCUCACUUGAAUCCCUCAUAAACACCAGAUGAUUAAGUCUACCUUCUUUCCUUGGCCAGCUCCCCAUUCACAACUACUUUUUUGUUCCCAGAAUGUUGAUCAGAUAUUCUACAAUCGCAGAGUAGUGAGGACCUUUGAGAUGGAUAUAUCAGUAAGAAGAGGGCACAAGAACUGGCUCCGGAGACCAAAGCAGUUGUUAAAAAUUCUCUUUGUUGGGGGCCGGGCACCUUGGCUCAUGCCUGUAAUUCUAGCACUUUGGGAGG
Molecule: messenger RNA, 1867 nt
Organism: Cebus imitator (Panamanian white-faced capuchin)
Lineage: Eukaryota; Metazoa; Chordata; Mammalia; Primates; Cebidae
Gene: PIPOX
Product: pipecolic acid and sarcosine oxidase
Exons: 9
Coding region: 331-1503 (390 amino acids)
Cellular component (GO): peroxisome
Molecular function (GO): flavin adenine dinucleotide binding; sarcosine oxidase activity; L-pipecolate oxidase activity
Source: RefSeq, a predicted model, not a curated record